This is a messenger RNA of Aspergillus japonicus CBS 114.51, 3279 nucleotides long. Its product is annotated as class I SAM-dependent methyltransferase. The transcript has 6 exons. Gene Ontology annotation, molecular function: methyltransferase activity. The record is from RefSeq and is a predicted model, not a curated record. The coding region runs from base 1 to 3279 and encodes 1092 amino acids. Lineage: Eukaryota; Fungi; Ascomycota; Eurotiomycetes; Eurotiales; Aspergillaceae.
AUGUUGACUGACUAUGGCAGCGAGACACAGUCGUUAACAGCAAGCGUAACGGAUUAUCCUAUGGAGCAUGGAAGACGAUACCAUAAAUACCAUGAAGGAUCAUACUUGUACCCGAACGAUGAACAGGAACUAGAUCGGAUGGAUAUGCAACACCACAUGCUCAAACUAGUCAACCACGGGCGCUUGUACUUCGCACCUGUCCAACGCCCAAAACGGAUCCUCGACAUUGGUACUGGUUCUGGUAUAUGGCCUAUCGAGAUUGCAUCCGACUUCCCAGAAGCCGAGAUCACAGGAACCGAUCUCUCGCCCGUUCAGCCACUUGAAGUCCCUGAGAAUGUUCACUUCCUCGUCGACGAUGCCACGGAGGAGGACUGGCUGUGGGACCCGAAUUACUUCGACUUCAUCCACACGGGGCAUCUGAUAGGAUCUCUACCGUCGUACAAGGAUCUGCUGAAGAAAACACACAAGCACCUCAAGCCGGGCGGCUAUAUGGAAUGCCACGAGUUCGACUCCCGGCUCAAAUGCGACGACGGUACGAUGCCUCCCGAGGACCCUGACAAGUUCAGCGACUAUGCCCUCCAAGAUCUCAUGGACCUGCACCACCGCUCCGGCCAGGUCUCGGACCCGCCCCGACAAUUCCGAGUGGCCCAUCGCCUCGCACGCUGGAUGCGAGAAGUCGGGUUCGAAGACGUGCAGGAACAUCGGGCUAUGGUUCCUGUGAAUCCGUGGUCAUCCGAUCCACACCUGAGGAAGAUCGGGGCCUGGAGCGAGACAAACCUGCUGGAAGCGGUCGCGGGAUGGUCUUACAAGCCGCUCGCCAUACUGGGGUGGUCGAAGCCCGAGAUCGAAGUGUUCCUGGUCGAUGUUCGGAAAAGCAUUCAAAAUCGCAACGUCCACGCCUACUACGAGUUCUAUGCAUCCUCCCUUCUCGCACAUGUCGAUUGCCUUAUGUCUUUCGGCAGACAUGCCUACAGGCAUGCUGUACAUCCAGCCUCAUCAUCGUCGGGGUUAAUCGACCACGUCUGGAUCAGCGAUGAUCUGUUGGCGUCAACCUUCCGAAGCUUCGUCAAGAGUCAACGACGCCAUGCAAGCCGCGUCCCGGGCCCAUUGGAGGCUCGACGACGGUUGGCGAAGAGAAAAAACUGCGCGCUCGCUCCAAUGACCGGUGCGCUGCCCCCGGAUCCCCAUCUGUUCGGGCGCGGAGGCCGACAACAUUUCCUGUGGAACGGCGAUCCCGCGCCGGCAUCUUCACCACUAUCUUCUCCCAAUGAUGCCACCCACUCGGUCGAACUCGAUGCUUCGCUUUCCCCGCGCGACGCUGUGGUCACUGAUCAAACCGGAUUCGUUGAGUUAAACGGCCUAUCAGAAUCGGCAGAUGAUAGCGAACUCCUCCCAUUCAAAGACAUUUUGAGGACGCGUUUGGAAACCUGCCCGUCACUCGAGGAGGUCACGAGUUUGAUAAAUGCGAUGGAUAUCAACCUUCAGCAUGAGCCGGGCUACAGUCGCAUAAUAUUCAAUCAUUACUUUUCGCGGUUUGCGCUGGGCGAAUCAAACGCCCAGGAGCUGUCUCUGUUUCUGGAUCAUCGAACACUCAAUACUCCAGGAGCCGGGAAUUUCCCAGUUGUUACAAAGUACCUUGUUCAAGCCGCGACAGACUCACAAGAGCGUGCUGUAUUGUUUGCGAGCAUUCUCAGGGCUAUCAGAGUCGGUGCGAUAGUUCCAUCUGAGCUUCUGCAGGUCAUCGGGACCUUGCAGAAGUUGUCCGAUGUGGUGGUCGCCACGACGGAUUGGCCGACAGCCGAGACACAACACAAUGGCCCAAGCGGCGUGAUGGAAGCAUACCAGAAAAUCUGCGAUGUUCUUGAUUCUACAGCCCAGGGCGGUAAAUACGAGAAUUUGGACGAGGACACAGCCAAUCUAUGGCUUGAAAUCAUCUGGGAGCGGAAUGUACUUGCUGAGUUGAGGCUGGCACACAGGAUUCUCGCUCAUGCUCGGCAUCUUCGAUCCACCUGUGCCUUCUGGGGCCCACGGUUCAUCAUCCGCUGGCUUGAACUUCCGGACGAGCUCCGGGAUGAGAUCGAUCCUUCCUUUACAACUUUACUCUUCCACAGGCUUCACUUCAAUGCAGUAGGUGCAACUAUCAUAUCGGUUACAGAGUAUUUAGUUCUGGCUCAGAAGCAGCAUCUGUUGUCCAGGUGGCAUGACUGUCUGACUUCAGUCCCCACGGUCAGAGACAUCCCUAAGGCAGAGGCGUGGGUCGACGCACGAUCGCAAAUUCCAGCAACAUCGAGUCAUUCUGGGCUGUCAGUUCAACAACGUUUUCUUCUGCGCCUUUGGGUCUUCCGUGCUCUGAACUUGAGUCAUGCAGCGGGCCCAACUCAGGAUAAAAAGCCUUACAUGAUAGGGACAAGGCAUCUUCUACAUAAUGCACCUGCACUCCCGAUUGAGAAAGGGGGGGCACGAAUGCUCAGCCUCUACCAGGCUUUCCGAACGAACUAUAAGAAGAAAGACCUCGUGAGCAGUCUUCUAGAUGACGCGCGUGAGUUGGAGCUGCCUGCCAACGGGCUCACAAUCUUGGCUCUUUCAUACCGGACCAAAAAUGCCCUCAACAAAACCACUAGGGCGGCUUUGAAAGCUUUGGAGACGUCGAAAGUCUCUUUCAGCGAUCUGUUUCGAGACAGUGAAACGCCGUACACCCUUCUUCUUCAGUUCGCACCCGCCAUAUUGAAGAUAGCGCAGGAGAUAGACAUCGAAUCACCGUUUUUCAUGGAGCGUGCCUUAGAACUGGCCAGAACGGGGAACCGGUCAGAGGUCCAACUUUUGUUUCGGAUCUUCGACUGGCAUGUUCCCCUCAAGAUCGCACUGGCGAAAGCAUGGCAGCCGCCUCCCGAUCCUUCCCAACAUGCGCUCUUGGUCUACGAGCCUCGAGACAAGAGAAAAUACCCCGACCCUCACGCUGCGCUCAAUAUGAUAAACACUGUUGCUGUGGCUCUGUCAUGCUCGCAGCAUCUCACCCCGCGGCAAUCCUAUCGAUUGGUUCAGUGGCUGUACGUCUACUUAGUAAGGCAUCAAGCACCUGUGCAACCGGUCAUUGUCCGCGCUAUGUAUCAUGCUGGCGUCGUGCGCGCUCGACAGAUGAGGGGCAUGUUCUGUGAGACGCAGUUCAAGUACAUCAUGCGCAAGGUACAAGAGGUCGAGUCGCCGGAGGUUGUGAGAGCGUUGGGAAAUCCGAAUUUCGUGUGGAGGGACGAAGGAAGUGACCAGGUUACUGGGAACUAA